Parnassius apollo (apollo) is the source of this 213-nucleotide messenger RNA. Lineage: Eukaryota; Metazoa; Arthropoda; Insecta; Lepidoptera; Papilionidae. The record is from the annotation of a GenBank genome assembly.
AUGGAAGCGCACCGUGCGCUGCGCAAGGAGGGCGUGGUGCUGCGCGAGGAGCUGCGCGAGCUGGGCCAGAUGUUCGCUGCGCUGUACGAGCAGCAGCAGGCCGCCGCGGUGCGGCUGCAGUUCAAGGACGAGAUCAUCCGCGAGAUGCGGCGCCAGCUGCGGCAGGCCAAGGCCAAGGCCAGUCAUUGCAUUCCUUCAUUAAUUUCAGCCUAA